CCAUGCAGGUCGCUCAGCGCGCAGCGGGCCAGGCGCCCCCAGUCAAGAUAUACAACGCCGUCUACUCGUCUGUGCAGGUGUACGAAUGCAUGGUCAGAGGUAUCGCGGUCAUGCGCAGGCGGACGGAUUCCUAUGUUAAUGCCACGCAAAUCCUCAAAGUUGCUGGCGUUGAGAAGGGGCGGCGGACGAAAAUACUGGAGAAGGAGAUAUUACCUGGGAAACACGAGAUUGUUCAAGGAGGGUAUGGCAAAUACCAAGGCACAUGGAUACCCCUCGAACGGGGUAGGGAUAUCGCCAGACAGUAUGGCGUUGCCCCUCUCUUGGCCCCGUUGUUUGAUUUUACGCCAAUGGUCAACAACCAGAAUGGCCUCCCAAAUCCUCUUCAGGGCGUCCAGCAUGCAACACAAGCACGACCCUUAUCCGCGUCCCCCUCGCUCUCGGGUAUGCCAACUUCGGGCGGCUUCCAGCUGCCUUCCACACUAGCACCCCCGCCAAUUCUUCCUGGCUCAGCACUCCGACUUCUCCAUCAAGGGAGAGCGCAGGGACUCUUUACUCCCUCAACAUCUGGUCUGUCUGGCUCUCGGUCUAAUAUGUAUCAGUCACCCGGCGGAAGUUUACACCAAAUCCCCGGUUCGCCAUUUUCUGGAAUGCAAUCGCCCACGCCGCCGCCUAGCCAGCAGUCAUUGAAGCGCACCUUCUCGGAUAUGGAUACAACAUCAACUAGCCGGCCGUCAUCACAGCCAACAUCAGGCAACUCAAUGCAGCCGCCACAGUCAACCUUGGAGCCUUCACCCGACAUCCAGAUGGCCGAUGUAUCGCGACCACAGUCCGCGACCUCCCAGCGCGAUGCAGAAGAUGGCCCCUCUCCCACGAAACGGCUUCGCCAGGAGCCGACUCCGCCGCCCUCGCAAGACGCGCUCCCGCGCGGACAGGCGCAGAACGGCAUACCCCAGCGACCGGCGUCGCGUCUGGGCGGCCCACCGAUCACUAACGGCGUUUCACGACCUUCUGCCCCUGCUACCAACGGCAAGGGCCCCGCAGGGCCUUCGAGUCUUAGGGGCCCUCGGUUCGCUACCAAACCUUCCAUCCCACGGGGCAUGGACCCGAUGCUACCUCUCAAGGACGACCGGCGCAUCGCCAUCAUCGCCAGCAUCUGCCAGGCGGACGACCCGCUCCCGGUGAUCGAGGGCCUGCACGACAUCGCGCCGGACGACCCCGCGCUCUCCUUCGACGCGGACCUCGUGCUGGACGACCAGGGGCACACCGCGCUGCACCUCGCCGCGAGCAUGGCGCGGCUGCACACCGUCGCGGCGCUGCUGCAGGCGGGCGCGGACGUGCACCGCGGGAACUACAACGGCGAGACGCCGCUCGUGCGCGCGUGCCUCGCGACGCACUGCGCGGACGCGCAGUGCUUCCCCGCGCUCGUCGAGGCGCUGCACGCGUCGAUACACACGCUCGACACGGCGCGCAAGAGCGUGCUGCAUCAUAUUGUCGCGCUCGCGGGUGUCAAAGGGCGGACGAUGGUCGCAAGAUAUUAUUUGGACCAGAUAUUUUAUUGGAUUGUGCAGCAUGAGAAUGGCGACUUUAGGUCGAUCGUGGACUUGCAGGAUGAGCAUGGGGAUACGGCGCUGAAUAUUGCCGCCAGGGUGGGCAAUCGGAGUUUGGUCAGGACGUUCUUGGACGUUAGGGCCAACCGAAUAUUGCCGAAUAAGCUAGGCCUCCGGCCAGGUGAUUUCGGUGUAGAGGUCGAGGAAUUGGCGGGUCCUCCCCGAGCAGACGACAUAUUGUCAUCAUUACGAUCUGGUCCAACACCGCCCGUGCAGAAGAGUCAAGAUAUUAUAAACGACAUGACGACUAUGAUCCAAGGCUUGAGUAAGGACUUCUCAGCGGAGAUCAAGACCAAGCAAGACGCGCUUGACGUCACUCAAAUCCACCUCAAGGCCGCGACUCGCGAGUUGUCCGACCAGCGGAGACAAAUUCAAGAAUGGCAGAAGAAACUCGGCGAGCUCGAGCAGAUCGGCCACAGGACGAGAAAUCUGCAGCGAGCCAUCGCAGAAGAGGACAAGUUCGACUAUACCGGCCGGACGGAUUUGCAGGGCAAGGAUGCCCGGGCCACGGCAGGCCCUGCCUUCCAGUGGCGAGGACAUAAUUCGACUAUGGCUGCAUUGGGCGGCACGGUGGAUCUGGGAUUCAACCUCGACGCGGAGCCUGCGAUACCGCUGUCUGAUAGCCCGGCAAGCUUGGUACGGUUACGGCGGCUCAAAAUGUGGCACGAGCGGAUUGAGAAGCUGCUGGAAGAGCGGCUCAGCUCGCUGCGUGGUGCCAGCGCGGAGAAGACGUUCCAGUAUAAGAAGGUUGUCGCGUUGUGUACAGGUAUACCCAUCGAUCGUGUGGAGAGUUUGCUGGAUGACCUGUUAGUUGCCGUCGAGAGUGAAUCACAAAUUGUAGAUAUUGGGAGGGUCUCUGGGUUCAUGCAGAAGGUUCGGGAUGGUAUAAUUUAACCGUGUAAACGAUACCCUUCCAUCUUGCUUUCGUCGUGUCUUAUGAGCUAUUUACUCCGCACAUCCACGCCAUUUGUAUUACACACAGCAUCAAUUUAUAAUGAAGCCCUAGCUUAGAACAUCCUCUGGAGCAAAUAGCUGGAAAUUACGGUUAUACGUCCCAGACACAAGGUACUUCGAGUCCCUCG
This is a messenger RNA of Gloeophyllum trabeum ATCC 11539, 2689 nucleotides long. RefSeq names its product apses-domain-containing protein. The annotation marks the transcript as partial. Gene Ontology annotation, molecular function: DNA binding; transcription regulator activity; protein binding. Lineage: Eukaryota; Fungi; Basidiomycota; Agaricomycetes; Gloeophyllales; Gloeophyllaceae. The record is from RefSeq and is a predicted model, not a curated record. The transcript has 7 exons. Gene Ontology annotation, cellular component: SBF transcription complex; MBF transcription complex.